This is a messenger RNA of Salarias fasciatus (jewelled blenny), 1803 nucleotides long. Its product is annotated as NLR family CARD domain-containing protein 3-like. The transcript has a single exon. The record is from RefSeq and is a predicted model, not a curated record. Lineage: Eukaryota; Metazoa; Chordata; Actinopteri; Blenniiformes; Blenniidae. The coding region runs from base 1 to 1803 and encodes 600 amino acids.
AUGGACAGGGAAAACAUGAUGAAGGAAGUUAAAGACAGGCUGAAAAGUCACCUUCGAUACAAGUUCACGUGGAUAAACGAGGGGACGUCUGACGGCCGCUCUCGACUCGACCACAUCUACACCAGGCUCUACAUCACUGAUCGGGCCUCCAGAUUUGACUUCAGAUCACACGAGAUACUCGACCACUUCAAAGUCUCAGAUCAGACGGGGCAGAUUACAGGACACUAUGAUCAGAUCGACUGCCUGGACAUUUUUACAACAGGAAGAAAGAGUUUCCAGCUCCCUGUGAGAGACGGACCCAUCCGCACAGUGAUGACCAAAGGCAUUGCUGGCAUUGGGAAGACAUUCGCUGUUCAGUUCUUCGCUCUGAACUGGGCAGAAGGAAAAUCUAACCAGGACAUCCAUCUGAUUUUCCUGCUUCCCUUCAGAGAGCUGAACAUGCUGAAACAGGGGGAGUACAGUCUGAUGCAGCUUCUCCUGCACUUCUACCCUCAACUGAGCCCACUGGAAAAUACCCCACAUCUCACCAGCAUGCACAUCCUGGUCAUCCUGGAUGGUCUGGAUGAGAGCAGAUUCUCCCUGGACUUUGAUGGAGGUGGAAGAGUGAGUGACAUCAAUCAAAAAUCCACAGUCGACAUGCUGUUGACCAGUCUCAUCAGGGGGAGUCUGCUGCCCAACGCGCGGCUCUGGAUUACCUCCCGGCCGGCGGCGGUUGGCCAGGUUCCUGCUCACUAUAUCGACCAGAUGACAGAAGUCCAAGGCUUUACUGAUCAAGACAAAGAGAUUUACUUUAGAAAGAGAUUCAGCGACUCCACAGAAGUCCUGUCUUGUCUCAAAGGUAUGGUCAGCUUCUACUUCAUGGGACACAUCCCCAUCUUUUGUUGGAUCCUUGCUGAGGUGUUGAAGAAUGGAGACGAGAGGAGCCGAACCAUCAGAACAAUGACGGAGCUCUACAUUCACUAUUUACUCAUUCAAACACGGAGAUCGGAGCAGAAGUAUGGCGAGAAGGAGUCAAAGAACGAGGCCAAAGAAGGUCUGUCAAGGUCACAGAACGCCGACAUGCUUUUAAAUCUGUCCAGGCUGGCCUUCGAACAGCUACAGAAAGGAAAUAUCCUUUUCUACGAGAAUGACCUCCAGGAGUGUGGCAUCGAUGUGGAUGAAGCUUCUGUGUUUUGUGGGUUUUGCUCAGAAAUCCUGAAGCAGGAAUGCGGCCUGUACCAACAGAAGAUGUUCAGCUUUGUGCAUUUAAGCUUCCAGGAGUUUCUGGCGGCUCUUCACGUGUUUCACUGCUGUACCACCGAUCGCGGCACCCUGACGUCUUUCUUCGGUGAGGACGUCACAAACCUGAGCUGGCUGGAGCUGCAGAAGAAGGUGGUGGAUAAAGCCCUUCAGAACCAGAAGGGGCAGUUCGACCUUUUUCUCUGUUUCUUCCUCGGAUUAUCGCUGGAGUCCAAUCAGACGAUGCUGCAGGCGUUACUACCAGAGACGAAGAGCAGUACAGACACCUCGGAGGAAAUGAAGACGUACCUGAGAAGCUUCCACACAGAAAACCUCCCAGCAGAGAGGUGCAUGAACCUGCUGCUUUGCAAGUUUGAGCUGAAAGAGGAGCGAUUUCAGGAGGACGUCCUCAAGUACCUGAACGCAGGAGCAGCAUUAUCCCUCGUCGACUGCGCUGUGCUGUCCACCAUGCUGCAGGUAUCUGGAGAGGUGAUUGAAGAACUAAACCUGACCAACUGUUUUAUUCCAUCUGCGGGUGUCCCGAAGCUUCUCCUGAAUGUAAAGAACAGCAAGAAGGCUUUGUAA